Molecule: messenger RNA, 1689 nt
Organism: Elgaria multicarinata webbii
Lineage: Eukaryota; Metazoa; Chordata; Lepidosauria; Squamata; Anguidae
Gene: HOXC11
Product: homeobox C11
Exons: 2
Coding region: 90-1004 (304 amino acids)
Biological process (GO): anatomical structure development; regulation of transcription by RNA polymerase II
Cellular component (GO): nucleus
Molecular function (GO): DNA-binding transcription factor activity, RNA polymerase II-specific; RNA polymerase II cis-regulatory region sequence-specific DNA binding
Source: RefSeq, a predicted model, not a curated record
GAUAGCGCGUCAUCUCGCCUUCCCAAAUUUUUCCCCCUCUGCACAUCGGAUCCAAAACAUCUAUCUAUAGGAGCAAGAAAAGGAGAAAGAUGUUUAACUCUGUGAACCUGGGAAACUUCUGCUCCCAGUCGCGCAAGGAGCGGAGCGCGGACUUCGGCGACCGCGCAGGGUGCGCUUCCAAUCUCUACCUCCCCAGCUGCACCUAUUACGUCCCAGAAUUUUCGACUGUGUCAUCUUUCCUGCCACAGGCCCCCUCUCGCCAAAUCUCCUACCCUUACUCCACGAACCUCUCCCAAGUGCAGCCAGUGCGGGAGGUCUCCUACGGGCUAGACCCCUCGAAUAAAUGGCACCAUAGAAGCAAUUACGCCUCGUGUUACUCCGCAGAAGAGCUGAUGCACCGAGAGUGCAUCCCGCCUUCCACCAUGACCGAAAUGCUAAUGAAAAACGAGAGCGUGUACAGCCACCACCACCACCACCCCAGCGCCAACCACCCGGCGUCCACGGGCUUCUACUCCAGCAUGAACAAGAACAGCGUGCUCCCGCAAGGCUUCGACCGCUUCUUCGAAAACGCCUACUGCUCCGCCGACAACCCGCCCGAGACCUGUUUGCAGAAGGGCGAGAGCAAGCUCGACACCGACUCGCAGCCCAGCGCGCUGUCAUCCCGCGGCGACCAAGGCGGAGACCCGGAAGACGAAGAAGAAAACACCAACCCGGGCUCCACAGCGUCGUCCUCCUCUGUCAACAAGGAAGGGAGCAAAACCAGCAACUCGAGUGCCCCCCGAACAAGAAAGAAGCGAUGUCCCUAUUCGAAAUUCCAAAUCAGAGAGCUAGAGAGAGAAUUUUUCUUCAAUGUCUAUAUAAACAAAGAGAAAAGGCUGCAGCUGUCUAGGAUGUUGAAUCUCACUGAUCGACAGGUUAAAAUUUGGUUUCAGAACAGAAGAAUGAAAGAAAAAAAACUAAGCAGAGACCGCCUGCAGUACUUCUCUGGAAAUCCCUUAUUGUGAACCUCUUUUGUAAUAAAUAAAAAAAAAUAAAAUUAAAAAAAUUAAAAAUUAAAAAAAAAAUCCUCUGCUCGUUGAAGUAUUCUAUGUAUGAAGAAGGGACGUUGUUGCAAGCACGAUUUGACUGUGGAGUCUACAAGCAACCCUCAGAGUUUUUAACCUUCUCUUUCUUUCCUUACAUUUGUAUGUUUGGGACCUAUUCGGGACAUAACAGAAAGGAGUCCCCGAUACUCCCCCACCCCCACCCCCUAAACGUUGAAAAGGACUUGGAUACUGUAUGAACUUUUAAUUUAACGUUUAGUCUUGAAGAAUUGGAUUUAUUUUUAUUAUGAUGUUUUUGUUCUUCUUUUUUCAUCUUCAUCACCAUCAUCAUCAUAAUUAUCAUCGUUGUUGGAAGCAACCACAGUGCUCUGUUCAGAAAAGUAUUAUUCUAUUUGUCAUAAUUUUGAUAUGCAAGUUGAUAUGUCUACGCAAAACCGCCCCCUCACCAGCAAAGACUCCCUGUCCUCAGUUGGGAGGAGGGCUUUGUGUGAGUAUGUGUGCAGGUGUGUGUGCAUGUGAGUAUAUACCCACACGUGUUCAUCCACGCACACACACACUGCACUCCAUGAGGGUUCCACUGCUGUACAUGCCAAGGACUGCUGUUCACUGAAAACUAAUUUAAAUAACCUUUCCAAGAAUUGGUGUC